Angiostrongylus costaricensis is the source of this 678-nucleotide messenger RNA. The record is from the annotation of a GenBank genome assembly. Lineage: Eukaryota; Metazoa; Nematoda; Chromadorea; Rhabditida; Metastrongylidae.
CUGUUUUACCAUAACUCACUUUGUUGCCUAAAUUCAUAUUCCGUCGAAAGCUUUCAUGAACACGUAUAUCACAUCUUCACAACUUCGGUGCUCGUUUUUAAGGCUUUGGGAUUUUCGAACUUUAAUGCUGAACAGGUUGAGCUACUCUAUAGACAAGCACGCGUAAAACCGGCAAACCUUCAGGUAGAAUGUCACCUCUACUGGCCUCAGGAUGAACUGCGUAAUCUUUGUAAGAAGCUCAAUAUUUCAUUCACUGCCUAUGCACCUUUGGGAUCACCCGGUAGAAAGGUGAUAUUAUUUUAUGCAAAUGCCGAUCCUUCAUCAGAUUUAUUUUGGGCCGCUCAUCCUGAUGGUGUAUGGCCCGAGGGCGAUCCGAUGACAGAGCCGAUAGUAAAGAAGAUUGCUGCUAAACACAAGAUAACUGCAGCCCAGGUUCUUCUAAGGCAUCUUACACAGCACGGAAUCUCGGCAAUCCCAAAAAGCAUUAGUCCUGAUCGGGUGGUCGAAAAUAUAUCUAUAUUCAAUUUCAAGCUAAGUCCUGAAGAAAUGAAGGAACUCGACGACGUCAAAACUAGGAUAAGGCUAUUCGUAUUCGAUUUCGCCUUCGGCCAUCCAUUCUUUCCUCAUAACGACAUCAACCAGACGCAACCACCUAGAUCAGCGCUAAGACUGCACUGA